CUUCCUUUGUCGCCGUAGCUCAGUGCCCCACGGCAAACCUCGGCUGGCGUCAUACAGUUUCCCCAAAUAUCCCCGCGACGCGUCGCACAACUCUCUUCCUUCCUUUCCUUUCCCACCAUGUCAACAAACGCCGUACCAAAAUUUAGCCCUGGUGAAGCUGUGACAGAGAAAGAUGGGUUGAUCCAUGGCGUUUCGGCGCAGGAGCUGCAGGUUUUGGGCGAGCAGUGCUUCGAUGCGAGGUCGAGGGCUUAUUGCCCAUACUCGCUCUUCCGCGUCGGCGCAUCCCUCCUCCUGACCACCUCCUCCGCAACCGACACAUCCGCAGCCCACACGAUAAUCGGCGCAAACGUAGAGAAUGCAGCCUAUCCAGUUGGAACAUGCGCUGAGCGUGUCGCCAUGGGUACUGCUGUUAUUGCAGGCCACCGCAUCGGAAGCUUCAAGGCCGUUGGCGUUACGACCGACAUCGACGACUUCUGCUCGCCAUGCGGAAUGUGCAGACAGUUCCUGCGCGAGUUCUUGAAGCUGGAGACACCCAUCUUCAUGUUCAACAAGGAAGGAAAGUGGAUUGUGAGGACAAUGGGCGAGUUGCUUCCGCUCAGCUUUGGGCCGGACGUGCUGCCACCGAGGGAGGAACUGAGGAAGAACCAGGAAGACGACAAAGCGAAGACCGCAUAGAGUGUGUCACGGGAAGUAGGCAUUGGCGGCGUUGUGAGGAAGAUACCAGGGGUUUGAGCAUCUCGAAAGGGGCGUUGGUGGGAGGUGUAUGAGUACAAAUGAUGAGUGGUUGUCAGAACCAUAUGGACAAUGCUAUACAACAGAGCCGCAAAGCUCAUGAUGUGCACAUUGAAAAUCGUCUACCAAAACAACACAUCUAUCAAGAGUACCUAGGUAUACUGGUUGGAGCUGUCCCAAAUUGAAGCUACCUGACUCUGUCCCUGCCCCACGAGAGCCCCGCGGAAGCCACCAUGCAGCCUGAUAAGAUGCCGAUAAGCUGCCAACCCAGCCAGCA
This is a messenger RNA of Alternaria rosae, 1009 nucleotides long. RefSeq names its product cytidine deaminase. The record is from RefSeq and is a predicted model, not a curated record. The coding region runs from base 118 to 675 and encodes 185 amino acids. Lineage: Eukaryota; Fungi; Ascomycota; Dothideomycetes; Pleosporales; Pleosporaceae. Gene Ontology annotation, cellular component: cytosol. Gene Ontology annotation, molecular function: zinc ion binding; cytidine deaminase activity. The transcript has 2 exons.